AGUCGGUUGCUGGGAUGAUGGCGGCGGGGACUGGCAAGCACAAAUUGCUGAGUACUGGCCCAACCGAACCAUGGUCAAUUCGAGAAAAGUUAUGCUUGGCUUCCUCAGUGAUGCGGAGUGGAGAUCAGAACUGGGUAUCAGUUAGCAGAGCAAUUAAACCUUUUGCAGAACCUGGACGGCCACCGGAUUGGUUUUCACAAAAGCAUUGUGCAUCGCAGUACUCAGAAUUGUUGGAAACAACAGAAACACCCAAACGGAAGCGUGGUGAGAAGGGAGAAGUUGUGGAAACUGUGGAGGAUGUAAUUGUUCGCAAGCUCACCGCUGAGCGAAUUGAUGAACUAAAGAAACUUAUUAAAGAGACUCAAGAGAAAUACAGGAAGGUGAAGAGAGAAGCAGAGCUGAUUCAGGCUGGGCAUGUGGAUAGUAAGCUUCAGGAAACGUGGAAUGAAAUUGCUGUGAAGAAGAAACUUGAAGAGGAGGAGGCUGAAAUGAAAAGGCGUGCAACAGAAAGCGCUUAUCAGGCCCGUCAAGCAGCAAAAAAUGCCCCCAAAAGAUUGACUAAUUUGCCUAUCCGGUCUCCAAUGGAGUCGAAUUCUCCUGGAAUAGACUAUUCUGUGACAGAUACACAACAGGCCAGUGAGGACAGCCACACUAGUUUGGUGUCGAUGAACAUUGGAAGUGCUCCGUCUAUUCCAGUGAUCUCAGCCCCUGAGACUCCUGGACCUGCUGUUACCUCCACUAAUCUUGAAACUCCUCUGACUCCUGUUUUGGAGGAUUCGCCCCAGAAAAAGUUAUUGGGGCAGAAGGCCACGCCUCCACCCUCUCCACUGCUAUCUGAGCUCCUGAAAAAAGGGAGUCUCCUGCCUACCAGUCCUAGGCUUGUCGGUGAUGUUGAUCUCCAGAUGAACUCUACGCAUGUUACUAGUCCCAAUGUUCAUGUUGAAAUGGGAACAGGUGUAUCAACCCUGCAUGUUCCAGAGCUGCAGCCAACCUGUACCAGUGUACCGGUAUCUCCAGCACCUACAGGAGCCCCUACUCUGUCAAGGCUUUUGGAGGUCGGCCUCUCGCAGUUCACAUCACCUUUCGUUCCUUUCUCUACCACCAGCCGUGAGGCACCACCUCCAGUUAAACCUAUGCAAAUUCUAACUGACCAGGUGUAUUCAGCCACCACCGCAACUAUGACGCAGAAGAACAGCAGGACAGUUGAGGAAACCACCAUUUGUGUUCAGGUAGAGAGUUGUGUGGAGCAGCCAGCUCUCUCAGUAUCUGCAGAUCUGGCCAGUUUCUCUGUGUUAAUUGACUCUGGAGAAAGCAGGUGUCUGCCACCUGGCACUCUGCAGAUUGCAAGACAAAGAGAGAGCGUUGCAGAUCAGCACCGGUCAAAGCAACUUGAAGGCAAUGUUAAUACUGGAGUAUCUGAUUAUGCCAGUGUACUUCAUUUGGGAAACCCUGCAGACAUCCUAGCAAUUAUUGAAGAAAAGGUUGAGGAAACACCGGAGCUGAUUGAUCUUCCUCCUGAUGUUGGAGAGCGGAUAGCGGCUGUUGAGGGAAAUCCUGCCUCCCUCUUUCAGGCAGAACAGAUGAUAAAGGAGGAAACUGAAGAAAUACAGCCACAGACUCACAAAUCAGAGUGCCGAUCCAGUGAAGAGACGCAAAUUUUGGCUGGAUUGGACUCUGCUGACAAUUUAGUUAUCAAAGGAAUUAAACAGGAAUUACCAGAGCAAGUCGAGCAGGAGCAAGAUCAGGAAGAAGAAUCCAAUUCAGGACACCUGCAACAAAUGGCAAGUGCAGGAAAAAUUACAACUUUUCGAGGCUUGAAAUCCGAGGUACUUGGAAUGGAACAUACUUUGCCGAGGAGUGCCAUGCGAAGUAAAAGCACAUCUGAGGAAACAUCACAUCCCUUGCCACGGAGCACUGCACGAAGCAAAAGUACCUCUGAGGAAAUUGGACACAUGUCACCCAGGAGCGUUACACAGUGCAAAAGUACUUCUAGUGAAGUGGGACAAUCUGAAAUUGUAGAAACCACAAAGGAUGAGACUGGAUUAGUUUUAAAGGGCCAAAUCAAGCUGCAGGAUAUGCUUAUUCCCAAAGAGGAAGAUGGAGCUAGUGAAGCUGCCAGUGUGGAUGAGACCAGGGAGGAGGAACCAAAUGAGGUUUAUAUGUCAGAAACAGACAAUGAACCGCCUGUCAGUGAGAGCGACGAUGGAUUCAGCAUUCACAAUGCACAUCUGCAAUCAUCAGUCCUUGCUGAUUCAAUACCAAGCAGCCCAGCUUCCUCACAGUUUUCAGUUUGCAGUGAAGACCAGGAGGCCAUUCAAGCUCAAAAAAUUUGGAAAAAGGCUAUUAUGCUAGUAUGGAGAGCAGCUGCUAAUCACAGAUAUGCCAAUGUAUUCCUUCAGCCAGUAACGGAUGAUAUCGCCCCAGGAUAUCAUAGCAUUGUACACAGGCCAAUGGAUUUGUCAACAAUAAAGAAAAAUAUAGAAACUGGUUUAAUUCGCACAACAGCAGAGUUUCAGCGGGACAUAAUGCUGAUGUUCCAAAAUGCAGUGAUGUAUAAUAGUUCUGACCAUGAUGUGUAUCACAUGGCAUUAGAAAUGCAACGAGAUGUCUUAGAACAAAUUCAGCAAUUUUUAGCUACUCAAUUAAUAAUGCAGACCUCAGAAUCUGGAAUCAGUGCUAAGAGCCUACGUGGGCGUGAUUCAACACGAAAGCAGGAUUCUGCAGAGAAGGACAGUGUCCCAAUGGGCUCUCCUGCCUUCCUUCUCUCUCUCUUUCCAGCAACAGCAAGCGCUGUGACCUAUCUGAUGACAAAAUACUGUUAACGAUCUCUGCAAAGCAGUUAAUUGCUGUUACCAGGAUGGUGGUACAAGAGGACGUCGCUGUGCGAUUGAAGCAGAUAUGAAAAUGAAGAAGUGACUCUCCCCAAUUGGACUUAAUGUGAAAUGUGCAGCGCUGUAUGAAGCUGUACUACCUUCAUCAGUAUUGAUGGGAAUAACUUGUACAGCCUCAUUUUAGUGUACAGUUUUUGUUCUGAGAACAAUGUAUGUGCUGAAUAAAAUUAUUCAAACAGCCUGAAAGGCUUUGUGACUUUUGGAACUUUAUAUAACAAAUGAAGUUAUGUUAAUAACUAUGGGAAACAGAACAGCUAUCACUUAUGUUAAUUAGCUUAGGGAAGUUUCGGGGAAUUUCUAUUUAUUUUGUAAAUGGCACAUUGCAUUUGUGCUUUGCUUGAGCUUUUUAAAGAAGGACUUUUUCUUGAAUAUCCAUCAAAGGUUUUGAAGUUUAAAUUUCUUUGUUGAAUUGCCUCUGUAAUUGGGUAAGUACCUUCUGUCCUGAGUGGAAAGAUGAAAUGUAAAAUAGAUUUUAUAGAAUUUCAGAUUUCAGUGUUUGUUACAAGAGAAAAAGUUGCAAGAAUAAAUUAGCAGAACAGGCCUUCAAUACAAUUCAAAUUUGAAUAUGCAUAAUAACUGAGGCUAUGUCCACACUAGACCGGAUAAUUUUUAAAAAGCCGGUUUCACGUAAAAACGAUAGGCGUCCACACUAUACGUUUUAAAAAAUAUCUCUAUCCACAUUGAAACGGAGAUUUCAGCAAAUUUCCUCCUCAGGACACAUCUACCGAAAACAAGCGACAUGUUUGGUGUCGAAUCUCGCUGUAAAUGUGUGCGUUUGUGCAGUUACAGACCAGAAAAACUUGAAAUGACGGACAGCUGUUGGCUUUCAUGCAGGAGAACUUAAAAGUAAAAAAAAACAAAUAUUGGAGCGUACAGUGGCAACCGACAGGAAGUUCAUGGACAGAUUGACCCAGCUGACGACGAACAUUGAAAAACUGACUAACUCUGUUGCAUUAAUAAAGCACCUUGUUAAAUGUAUAAAUGCUUCAAUGUCUGCAUUAGUGUUAUCUUGUAUUUCCAUACAAUGUUGCAGUAGGCUGUUACACAUCUAUUGUCAGAGAAGUACUUGCAUAAAUAGGUAAACCACCUUCAUAUGAGCAAGGACAGAAAACAGGGCAAAGUGAGUAUACUUAUUUAUUCAGUAAGUUAUGGGUCAAAGUAUUUGGUGAGUACAUUUCUAACUCUUCUGGUGUCAGUUUUGUUGCCGUCUGUUCUGACAUUGUUAGGUUGUGUUCAAGAAAGCAAUGAAAUAGCACGCUGCUGUCUGACAGUGUUUUCAGAAGUCUCCGGUUACCCUGUCCACACUGCUCCGGCCAAUCCGGCGUUUUCAAAAAUACACACUUUGGAGAACAUUUCUGAAAAGCUCCAGUUUCGGGGGUUGAAAAUGCCGUUUUAGUGUAGGCGAAGGGUAAAAAUGAAGAGAAAAAGCUUCGGUUCCAGAUUUAUCCGGUGUAGUGUGGACGUAGCCUGAAUUGUACUGUCUCUAUAGGAUGAUGAUAGAUUAUGCUGCAUCUUUCCAGUUAUAAUGACUCAGCUUAAUCUGUGAGGUAUACUAUUAUUAAAUUCCAUUUAAUAGUGUUGAUACUAUUAGAAGGUGUGAUUGUUAUAUCAAAAUGUGCAACAAUACUCAUUUAUAAAAUUCAGUUCAAAGCGAGAAUGCUUCAAAGAAGCUAUAUUCUACUGUUAGCCCCCAUUAAAAUGGAUUAAAGAUUUUGAUGCUUGUACAAUUUGCCAAAACUGGGUAAAUGUUCUGUGUCACUUAUCUUCAUGAACACAAUGCCCGAAAGGUAAAUUUCUAGCAAAAUUUGAGUUCUCUUCUUCAAUUAUGUUAUUUUCAUUGUGCAUGCAUAAUAUGUAUGUGCAUGCUAACAUAACACUGUCAUACAUGACAGUUAAUUUUAUUACUUAUGGCUCAAUAAUUUACAAUCAAAAUGCACUUGUUAUAUUGCAUUAUUUUUUAAAUGAUCUUAAUUCCCUUCUAGUUUUAUAAAAUUUACAUGAAUAAAGGAAACUGAACUAGUCUGAACAUUGCUCCCCAUAUCUGUGAAGUAGUUAAAUAAACCAUUGAUUAAGUAAACAUUGGAUGUAGAAUCUAAAUGCUGGAUGUCCAUUAGCUUGCAAGCAAUGUGUCCCAUCAUAUUCAUAUGUAACAUCCCAGCAGAAGAAAUGCAAGUAAUGUUUAUUACAUUUACAAAUAUUUGAAUUUGUCUGAUUAUGUAAAUAAAAAUUUACAUGGUAAAUAUGCUAGGUUACUAUAUCUGCACCCAGCAUUUUUAUCUGAAACCUUGUAUUAAUUACUGUAUGUCUGAUCCUUUAAUAUAUUAUAAUUAAAGUAUAAUUAUG
Molecule: messenger RNA, 5234 nt
Organism: Hypanus sabinus (Atlantic stingray)
Lineage: Eukaryota; Metazoa; Chordata; Chondrichthyes; Myliobatiformes; Dasyatidae
Product: bromodomain-containing protein 8-like
Exons: 23
Coding region: 15-2822 (935 amino acids)
Cellular component (GO): NuA4 histone acetyltransferase complex
Molecular function (GO): protein binding
Source: RefSeq, a predicted model, not a curated record